AUGAGCAAGGCCUUGUCACCACGUUAUCAAGGGCUGUCAACUUAUGAAAAGGAGUUCUUGGCAGUCAUUGUGGCAGUGGAUCAGUGGAGACUGUACCUACAACAUGCAGAGUUUGUGAUAUAUACAGACCAGAAGAGUCUAGUUCAUCUAGAGCAGCAAAGACUUACUACCCCUUGGCAACAAAAAGCUUUCACUAAACUCUUGGGCCUUUAG
Molecule: messenger RNA, 213 nt
Organism: Triticum turgidum subsp. durum (durum wheat)
Lineage: Eukaryota; Viridiplantae; Streptophyta; Magnoliopsida; Poales; Poaceae
Source: the annotation of a GenBank genome assembly